CAUUUUCUGUUGGUGACUGAAGUAAUGGGGGCGUUUUGGGUCAUGCUCGUUUCUGUGCUGACUGUCUGGUUUACCAAAGGCUCUGGUUUACCGGUUGGUGUCACAAAUGAAAUGAGUGAUCUGUCUCCUUAUGACCCAUCCAAAGUUCAGGCAUCGGCUUUCUACCUGAAAGUUGUUGAACAUGAGCAGAACGACGGAGAACCCAUUGACGGCAAGGGAAGCAGCAACAUCAUCCGCAACGGCACCGUGGGCGACGUCGGCAGCGCUACCACCAACGGCACCGUGGGCGACGUCGGCAGGGCUACCACCAACGGCACCGUGGGCGACGUCGGCAGGGCUACCACCAACGGCACCGUGGGCGACGUCGGCAGCGCUACCGCCAACGGCACCGUGGGCGACGUCGGCAGCGCAGGCCGCAACGGCACCGUGGGCGACGUCGGCAGCGCAGGCCGCAACGGCACCGUGGGCGACGUCGGCAGCGCUACCGCCAACGGCACCGUGGGCGACGUCGGCAGCGCUACCGCCAACGGCACCGUGGGCGACGUCGGCAGCGCUACCGCCAACGGCACCGUGGGCGACAACGGCAGCGCAGGCCGCAACGGCACCGUGGGCGACGACGGAAGCGCUACCGCCAACGGCACCGUGGGCGACGACGGCAGCGCUACCGCCAACGGCACCGUGGGCGACGACGGCAGCGCUACCGCCAACGGCACCGUGGGCGACGACGGAAGCGCUACCGCCAACGGCACCGUGGGCGACGACGGAAGCGCUACCGCCAACGGCACCGUGGGCGACGACGGCAGCGCAGGCCGCAACGGCACCGUGGGCGACGACGGAAGCGCUACCGCCAACGGCACCGUGGGCGACGACGGCAGCGCUACCGCCAACGGCACCGUGGGCGACGACGGCAGCGCAGGCCGCAACGGCACCGUGGGCGACGACGGCAGCGCUACCACCAACGGCACCGUGGGUGACGACGGCACCAUUGACACUCUAAACAGCACCAUCGGCAACCCCAUCGGCACCUUGGCCGCCGCCAUCGGCACCCUGGACGACGCCAUCGACAACAUCACCUUGGCCGCCGCCAUCGGCACCCUGGACGACGCCAUCGACAACAUCACCUUGGCCGCCGCCAUCGGCACCCUGGACGACGCCAUCGACAACAUCACCUUGGCCGCCGCCAUCGGCACCCUGGACGACGCCAUCGACAACAUCACCUUGGCCGCCGCCAACGGCACCGUGGGCGACGACGGCACCAUUGACACUCUAAACAGCACCAUCGGCAACCCCGUCGGCACCUUGGCCGCCGCCAUCGGCACCCUGGACGACGCCAUCGACAACAUCACCUUGGCCGCCGCCAUCGGCACCCUGGACGACGCCAUCGACAACAUCACCUUGGCCGCCGCCAUCGGCACCCUGGACGACGCCAUCGACAACAUCACCCUGGACGACGCCAUCGGCACUCUCAACAGCACCAUCGGCAACCCCAUUGACAAAAUCACCUUGGCCGCCGCCAUAAACACCCUGGGGGGAACUCUGGGCGACAUCGGCGUUAUAAAUGGCACCCUGGGUGACGACUGUGCUACCAAUGGCACCUGCGGCGACCCCAUUGCCAUCGGCACCCUGGCCAGCGAAUUGGGUCUUGCACCUUAAGAUGUUGACUUCAUGUACCUACUUUUUUUUUAUCCUUGCAAAUAAAUAAAACUUUCCUUAAAUUUUGGUUUUCAUG
Pungitius pungitius (ninespine stickleback) is the source of this 1729-nucleotide messenger RNA. Its product is annotated as collagen alpha-2(I) chain-like. Bases 25 to 1653 code for a protein of 542 amino acids. The transcript is spliced from 3 exons. Gene Ontology annotation, cellular component: extracellular matrix. NCBI's taxonomy places the organism in Eukaryota, Metazoa, Chordata, Actinopteri, Perciformes, Gasterosteidae. The record is from RefSeq and is a predicted model, not a curated record.